Oldenlandia corymbosa var. corymbosa is the source of this 630-nucleotide messenger RNA. The record is from the annotation of a GenBank genome assembly. NCBI's taxonomy places the organism in Eukaryota, Viridiplantae, Streptophyta, Magnoliopsida, Gentianales, Rubiaceae.
AUGUGUCCUGGAUUCUAUAACUCAUUUUUCGGUUCAAUGUUCCAAGCUUUUAGUGCUGAUAUCAUUGAAGCUGCUUUCAAUACGAAGAAAGACAGAAUACAGAGGAUUUUAAACAAACAGGAUGUGGGCGUUUUUGUAAAAGCUUCAGAAGAGCAAAUCAAGGCCUUGAGCCACCCUGAAGAAAACGGCGUAUGGCCUCUCUGGGAAGGACUAAAAGGAGCUGUCAAUAUCUUCAAGAGAUGGCCUUUACAAGAAAACGAAUAUGGAAAGCUUUACAGGGUCGAUUUAGUGGAAUACAGGAGGCUACAAGAUUUAGAAAUUGCCAUUUCUUUCAUGAAUUAUUUCACAAGGAGGAAUGUCUACUCCAAUGUACAAUUCCAGGGCCACAAAGAUUUCACUGAAUCUGAGAAUCUUGAAACGGUUUGUUUUGAGAUUAAGGCUGAUGGGAAUGAGGAAGUUGUUCUUGUAGGAAAGAAGAACGUGAUCCACCAUUUGGAGAAGGAAGCGAAAGAGCUGGCUUUUGGUUAUCGAUCAAUGGAAGAACUUGAAGAAAUUUUCGACAGCCAAAACGAUGAAUACUUCGUCAAAGGGCCUCGUUCAUUUGAGCCAGAAGCUCGGGCUGAUGCCUAA